Messenger RNA from Capsella rubella, 2435 nucleotides. RefSeq names its product dolichyl-diphosphooligosaccharide--protein glycosyltransferase subunit STT3B. Gene Ontology annotation, molecular function: oligosaccharyl transferase activity. Bases 70 to 2289 code for a protein of 739 amino acids. The transcript has 6 exons. The record is from RefSeq and is a predicted model, not a curated record. Gene Ontology annotation, cellular component: membrane. NCBI's taxonomy places the organism in Eukaryota, Viridiplantae, Streptophyta, Magnoliopsida, Brassicales, Brassicaceae.
ACACUCUCAACACAGACGACUUGACUCAGAUCAUCACUGUCGGAGGAUCGCUACUUGAUCCAUUUUCCAAUGGGAGGAAAAACAGAGCCGGCGAAAUCGGAAUCAAUGGCGACGGCGACGACGAGGAGUCCAGAUCUGAUCAACAGUAGUUUCUUCUCAUUCAAAUCCCUAAAAUUGAAGACGAAGCAGCAAGAGCUCUUGCUCCGUAUCUCGAUCCUUGGUCUAGUCUACAUCUUAGCCUUCAUAGCUCGUCUCUUUAGUGUUCUUCGAUACGAAUCCAUGAUCCACGAAUUCGAUCCGUAUUUCAACUACCGUACCACUCUCUUCCUCACCGAGAAAGGCUUCUACGAGUUUUGGAACUGGUUCGACUCUGAAUCUUGGUACCCUCUUGGUCGAAUCAUCGGCGGUACGCUUUAUCCUGGUCUCAUGGUCACCGCCGCUUUGAUCUACUGGGCAUUGCGGUUUCUCCGAUUCUUCGUUCAUAUCCGUGAGGUUUGUGUGUUGACAGCUCCGUUCUUCGCGUCGAACACGACUCUUGUUGCGUAUUUCUUUGGUAAAGAGAUUUGGGAUACAGGAGCUGGUCUUGUUGCUGCUGUGCUAAUAGCUAUUUGUCCUGGAUACAUUUCUCGGUCUGUAGCUGGUUCGUAUGAUAACGAAGCUGUCGCGAUUUUCGCACUUUUGUUGACGUUUUAUCUGUUUGUUAAGGCUGUGAACACUGGUUCGUUGGCUUGGGCACUUGGCUCUGCGUUUGGUUACUUUUAUAUGGUUUCGGCUUGGGGAGGAUAUGUGUUUAUUAUUAACUUGGUUCCACUUUACGUCUUGGUGUUGUUGAUCACGGGAAGGUAUUCGAUGAGGCUUUACAUUGCUUAUAACUGUAUGUAUAUCUUGGGGAUGUUGCUUGCUAUGCAAAUUCGGUUUGUUGGUUUUCAACAUGUUCAAUCUGGUGAGCAUAUGGGUGCAAUGGGAGUAUUCUUACUGAUGCAGGUGUUUUACUUCUUGGACUGGGUGAAGUACCAGCUCAAUGACACCAAGUUGUUCCAAACGUUUUUGAGGAUAACUGUGACAUCGGCUAUACUGGUUGGUGGUAUUGCUUUGGGUGUAGGAACAGCAUCUGGCUAUAUAUCUCCAUGGACUGGUCGAUUUUACUCGUUGCUUGACCCGACUUAUGCAAAGGAUCACAUUCCCAUUAUUGCAUCUGUUUCUGAGCAUCAGCCUACGGCCUGGUCAUCUUUCAUGUUUGACUACCAUAUCCUGCUCUUCCUUUUCCCAGCCGGACUUUACUUCUGUUUCAAGCGUUUGUCAGAUGCUACAAUAUUUAUCGUCAUGUAUGGGCUUACUAGCUUGUACUUUGCUGGUGUCAUGGUUCGGCUUAUUCUUGUCGCCACUCCAGCAGUUUGUCUUAUCAGUGCCAUAGCUGUCUCUGCUACUGUCAAGAAUUUAACUUCUCUGUUAAGGACGAAACAAAAGGUUUCCCAGACUGGUUCCACGAAAGGAGCUGGUAGUUCCAAAGCCUCUUCAAAGGUUACACUUGACCAGUCUCAGCCUUUCCAAAAAAAUGGUGCCAUUGCUCUUCUUGUUGGAGUAUUUUAUCUGCUCAGUAGAUAUGCUAUUCACUGCACAUGGGUGACAUCAGAGGCAUAUUCAUCUCCCUCAAUUGUCCUAGCUGCAAGAGGAGCCCAUGGGAACAGAAUCAUCUUUGAUGAUUACCGUGAGGCCUACUACUGGCUUAGGCAAAACACUCCCACUGAUGCUAAGAUCAUGUCGUGGUGGGACUAUGGGUACCAAAUCACUGCAAUGGGAAACAGAACGGUCAUCGUCGAUAACAAUACCUGGAACAACACACAUAUUGCUACUGUUGGACGUGCCAUGUCUUCUUAUGAAGAUGAGGCGUAUGACAUCAUGAGGUCACUUGAUGUGAACUAUGUAUUGGUCGUGUUUGGUGGUGUUACUGGUUAUUCCUCAGAUGAUAUAAACAAGUUCUUGUGGAUGGUGAGAAUUGGAGGUGGAGUAUUCCCAGUGAUCAAGGAACCUGAUUACCUUGUGAAUGGUGAAUUCCGUGUAGACAAGGGUGCAUCACCAAAGAUGCUGAACUGUCUCAUGUACAAAUUAUGCUAUUACAGGUUCGGUGAGCUGACCACAGAAUAUGGCAAGCCACCCGGGUAUGAUAGAGCAAGAGGGGUGGAGAUAGGGAACAAAGACAUCAAACUUGAACACUUAGAAGAAGCUUACACAACAUCCAACUGGAUAGUUCGUAUUUAUAGAGUCAAGCCUCCGACGAAUAGGUUGUGACCAAAAUGGCUUUAGAUAGUUGCUAGUUUUGAGGAUGAACCAUACAAUUUCGAAUUUUCUUGGGCUUGGUUUUAUUUUGUAUGCACGAUAAUUUUUGUAGUUUUACUAUCUCUCAAGUUUAUAAAACCUAUUUGCAUUGGUUUGUU